UGGGUGAAUGAAUGGAAAUGAUAAGUAGGUUAGACGUCAUUAACAUCAGGUCACUGUCGUGUUUCUAAAACUUCAUCAUCUCCUCUCAAGCAACUUUACAGUCUCUCUUUCUCUCUUUGUUUAUGUGCAGAACAUGUUCUCCUGUGUCCUGCUCCUUGUCUGUAUCUGUGUGUCCUCGUCCUCAUGCUGUCGCACGGCUCCCAUAACGGAGUGUGCGGACCCUCCUUUCGUGCCGGGUCACAACCUGGUGGGCGAGGGCUUCGACAUCGUGCGCAUGAAGACCACAGGAGCGUUUGUGGUGAAUGUGCAGGACUACAUCACCGGUGGUGUGCAUGGAAACUGCACCAUCUGUAAGAACUCUUUGCUGGGCCGAGAGGAGAAGCUUCCAUCCGCCGUCACCGACUGGCGCGUGAAGGUCAACUGCAAACGCAGCAUUAGUGCUCAAGUGUUCGAGUCCACCAGCUCCGUACUGAAGGAGAGCACCAGCUCCACCUCGGUGGGAUGGAAGGUGGGUCUCGGGCUGCCCAUGGUGGCUGGUGUCGCUGUCGGGGGGACGCACUCCAAAUCCGCCACCUUUGCACGAUCUCACGCCUCCCAGGACAAGUUCUUCUACACCAGUCACAAGUUCUCCUGCCGCUACUACACUCUCAGAGUAAAGGCACAUCCUCCUCUGUCUAAAGAAUUCCAGAACUCGGUGAAAUCUCUCCCUGUGGUGUAUAACAGUCAGUCGGAAUCCGUUUACCAUCACUUCAUCUCGGUCUAUGGGACUCACUACCUCCGCAGGGUGAAUUUGGGAGGUCGUAUUAAGUCCACCACAGCUGUGAGGACCUGCCAGGUGUCCUUGAAGGGUCUCUCAGUACGGGAUGUCAGUAACUGUCUUUCCGCCGAAGCAUCGGCUGUGAUCAAGGGGAUCGAGGUAAAAGGCCAGACCAGUUACUGCAAAAGCAAGGGCAAGAAACUGGAAAACCAAAAGGGCUUUAGCGCUUCAUUUUCUGAUCGCGUUACGGAGGUUUGGGGAGGAAAAGGAGCCAGCGCAGAUCUCCUGUUCUCCCCAGAUAAACAGCAUGGAUACCACAUGUGGUUGAAGACGCUGCAAUCGGUCCCGGGAGUCGUGUCCUACAGUCUGACGGCACUGCACAUGCUGGUGAUGAACGACUCGGCCAGGAGAGCUGCUCUACAGAAGGCCAUCCGUGAGUACGUGAUGAAGAAUGCCGUGUCCUCGUCCUGUUCCCGCGCGUGUAAAGUGGGACAUCGUGGUCCAGACUGUGCGUGCAAAUGCGGCGGACAUCAAAGCAUCAACUCUAACUGCUGCCCGACUCACCCUGGAAUCGCCACCCUGAAUGUCACAGUGGUACGAGCCACCGGCCUCUGGGGGGAUUACUUCUCCAAAACCGACGGCUACGUCAAAGUGUUCUAUAAGAAUAAUGGUGAAAGCACACCUGUAAUCUGGAAUAAUGAUUUCCCAGUCUGGAAUUAUUUAGUUCAAUUUGGAAGCGUGAAUCUGGAAGAGAAGAAGCCUGUAAUCUUCCAGGUAUGGGAUCGUGAUAACAAGUGGGAUGAUAAUCUUCUGGGCUCAUUUAAUGUUUUUCCUAAAAGUGGUGUUAAUGUGAAUCACCAACUCAAACUGAAACAUGGCACGCUCUACGUCUCCAUCUCUGCUGUCUGUGGUCCCAGUCUUCAGGGUGCAGUGUGUGAGCGCUAUGCCCCUUCACCUGAAGCAGAGGAGAUACUCACCUACUCCGAGCUUUUCCAGAACCGACAUCAGACAUGGAUCGGGCGAAACUAUGACACCGGCAUGGCGAAGAACAUCACCAGGCUGUAGAGAGGAGAGAGAAAAAGAGAGAGAGUUUACUGCUCAUCAACAUACAGCUUAAUCUCAAUCGCAACAUUACAACAUUACAUCAUCACACCACCACAUCAUCACACCACCACCAUCACAUCAUCACAUCACAUCACCACACCAUUACAUUAUCACAUCACCACACCACCACAUCAUUACAC
Molecule: messenger RNA, 2001 nt
Organism: Silurus meridionalis
Lineage: Eukaryota; Metazoa; Chordata; Actinopteri; Siluriformes; Siluridae
Gene: prf1.3
Product: perforin 1.3
Exons: 3
Coding region: 134-1822 (562 amino acids)
Biological process (GO): leukocyte mediated cytotoxicity
Molecular function (GO): calcium ion binding; pore-forming activity
Source: RefSeq, a predicted model, not a curated record